AUGCGUCGCUUCGUAAUCUUCUGGAACGUGGCCACAAUCCUCUCCGUCAUCUUCAACGUCACCGUAAUGUAUUGGGCGAUUUGCGAUAACUCACAAACCUACGAUCACAUUCUCCAAAUCGACAUUCGUCUCAAAGAUCAUCUCACCAACUUCGCCACCUUUGUAAUCGAUAUGAAAAAUGCGAAAUUCGCCAUUAAUUUAUUGAUUGCCGAAGGAAUUUAUGCGAUAGUUCUUGCAAGUUGCGCACUUCUCUUCUCAUUUUUCAAACUUAUCAUAAGUUUCAAAAAUCAAGAGCUUCAAUUGCUCACAACAUCACUUUCCAAGCAGAAAAAACGAAUAGUUUUGGUUCUUUUGGUUUACGUCAUCACAUAUUUAUUGAUUUUGGCUAUUCCGUCAAUCGUCUUGGGUGGUUUAUAUUUCACCAAUGCAAAAAUCGAAUAUUAUCCAAUUCCCGCUUUGUUUUUUAUACUACAGUCUAGUCCAGCUAUUUUGUUUUGCUUGAUUAAUUUGCUCACAAUUACACCGUUUAGAGAGAAAUUGUUUUCGAGUUGUAUACCAAGGGCGAGACAUUUUGUUAAUAGUGUUGGAAGUUCAACUACCUAA
This is a messenger RNA of Caenorhabditis angaria, 603 nucleotides long. NCBI's taxonomy places the organism in Eukaryota, Metazoa, Nematoda, Chromadorea, Rhabditida, Rhabditidae. The record is from the annotation of a GenBank genome assembly.